AAAGAAUUUGUAGAAAAAGAGGAGGAUAAUUGUGCGGAACUCUUUUUGGCCCAGAUGGUUGCAGCAUGUCGAGGCGCAAGCAAGCCAAACCGCAGCAUAUCAACUCGGACGAGCCUGGGUCCGCACAAAAUGGCAUUCUACGAGAUGAUCCAGAGCAGCAGACGGAGGGAGAAGUGAAAAAGUUCCGAAUGGACCAGACUCGGAUCUGCAACAAGUGCUGUGCCGAAUUCUUCGAUGAAUUUGAAUUUUUGGAACACGAAAAGAACUGUACCAAAACCCAGAAAGUGCUCAUUAUGAGAGAGGGUUAUUGCAGUGAGGUAACAGAGGAAUAUUUGCAAGGUUCUCCCGAAGACCCCGCCAGUGACCAUGACGAUAGCCGGUCCAGCAGCCAUUCCGGAGCUGGCGCCAACGCUAACCAACUGGAAAAAACUGAAGAUGAGUCCAACGCGCACAUGGAGGACCACGAAGAUAUGGCUGCCAGUCCCGAGACACACUUCCAACCUUCCCCUGAGAUGCAGGAUCCAAACAAUUCUGGGGCCGUGACUACUGACUCUCAAAUUUCCAUCUUCCAGACUUCUUCAAAUCCAUCAGCUCUAUCAUCGCAGGAGGCAUUACAGGUCAUCCCCAUGAUCUUGGAACAGUUGGUGUGCCUCCAGCAGCAGCAGCUACAGCAAAUCCAGAUCACAGAACAGAUCCGAAUCCAAGUGGCCAUGAUGACUCCGCAGGGUCUGCGCUCAUCAGUGGGGGCGGCCAUGGACCCCCUGAAAGCCCUCGGCGCACAUCUCUCCCAACAGCUGUCUGCUGCAGCGGCUUUGAUAGGAAAAAGGACCGGCAGUCAGAACCUGUCAACGGAGGCGGUCAAGCAGGGUAAACCCUCUCUUCCCGCCGGCAUCCCGACCUCCGUACCGGCAGGACUGAGCGCAAUGACCUCUAAGAUGGACAUUUUGAAGGGCAUUCCUGAUCUGGCUAGUCGUUUACCAGCCCUUGUCACGGAGUCACCGGGUGUUGUCGGUUUCCCGGGCACCUUCGGUGCGAUCCAAACAGGGAUCGACUCGAAAAAAGCCAAGGGAAAGCUGCUGAAUGUUCCAAUCGAGUCAAAGAAUGGAGACUUGUUAUAUAAGCACAAGUGCAAGUACUGUGGAAAGACCUUCGGCAAUGACAGCGCUCUCCAGAUUCACCUGCGUUCGCACACUGGAGAGAGGCCCUUCAAAUGCAACAUCUGCGGAAACCGCUUCACAACCAAAGGGAACCUCAAGGUGCAUUUCCAAAGGCACAGGGACAAGUAUCCCAACAUCACCAUGAACCCUCAUCCAGUUCCCGAACACCUUGACAGCAUUCCCACCAGCACCGGAAUUCCCUUUGGAAUGUCGGUCCCCAUGGAAGAGUCCAAUGAGAUCAAGCCGAUACUUGGUCAUCCCGCUGCAGGGUUCCAUUCUUCGUCACUCUCUGGAUUCAAGACGUUUGAUGGCUUUGGAGGUGGUGACCCAUUUUCCCAGAGACCCUCGCCAUCAACAAGCGAUGGCUCCCCGUCUGUUUCCUCAAAUAUCUUUGGCCAAGAGACCAGUAUGGAUCACACCCAGAAGGAUGCCAAGGACCUCCUGGGAACAUUGCAUCACAUGAAUGGAAAUGCCUUGUCUGGAGAGCAAAGUUCUGGCACCGCAAAGCUCCAGCAGAUGGUGGACGGCUUGGAGAAGAAGACAAACGACCCCAACGAGUGUGUCAUCUGUCACAGAAUUCUCAGCUGCCAGAGCUCGCUUAAGAUGCAUUACCGCACACACACCGGGGAGAGACCGUACAAAUGCAAGAUCUGCGGCCGUGCUUUCUCUACCAAAGGCAACCUAAAGGCCCAUUACGGGGUGCACAGGGCCAACACUCCUCUUAAAAUGCAGCACUCCUGUCCCAUCUGCCAGAAGAAGUUCACCAACGCGGUGGUUCUGCAGCAGCACAUUCGCAUGCACAUGGGCGGCCAAAUUCCCAACACCCCAGUGGCGGAAACCCACUUUGAGGCCAACGACACAAUCGAGUCCUCUCCACCGGAAGAAAAGUCUGCGGACCUCAAUGGUUUUGCUGCAAACAUGGAAACUCGAGAACCUGAGGUGAGCUCUCAGAAGCCACUUGACAAUUCUGACUCUGUCCCAUCUGCCGCUGAAGACCAGAAGCAUCCUGGCCCCUCUGUGUUUUCCAGCCUUGAUGUUUUGAAGAAUCUCACCUCUGCUCUUGCACUAAAACGACAGGGUAGCACUCCAUCUGAGAGCGAGGGGACACCCAAAGAAUCGCCAUCUGCUCCCAGAGAGCAGGAAUAUCAGAACGACCGCAGUCCAGGCAUUUCUGAUUCUGCCAUGUCAUUUCAUUCCACCUCUCCCGUCAACAACACUAGUGGCCUCAAGUCUCCGGAAUCUGCUACAGAAGAGUUUGCUCGUAAUGGAUACAAACCGGACCUUGAAGGGGCGAAUCAAGACGGAAGUGAAUCCAGUGGAGCCCUCGACCUCACAGCUUCGAGCAGCUUUACCCCAAAAGCUAUCAAAGAGGAGCCUAGUGUGCCAUUCACAAGUGGAGAAUAUGCUGCCAGUAGUAUGUCUUUCAUGAGGAUCCCGUCGAGUCUGGAGAUGAAGAUUCCUCAAGAGAGCCCAUUGGGCACCCAUGGUUUGUUUGCAGCUCAAAUGCCCCCAGGAGCAGCAGUACCAUCGCCCAGUCCCACGGCACCGCGUCGGUCCUCCAAGCAGCAUGUUUGUAACGUCUGCGGGAAGAACUUCUCGUCUGCCAGCGCCUUGCAGAUUCAUGAGCGCACGCACACUGGGGAGAAGCCUUUCGCCUGCAACGUCUGCGGCCGGGCAUUCACCACUAAAGGAAAUCUAAAGGUACACAUUGGUACUCACAUGUGGAACAACUCCUCGAGACGUGGUCAGCGUCUAUCCCUGGAUAAUCCCAUGGCUCUUAUGGCAAUGAGCUCUGAGCCAAAGAUGUUACCAGAAAUCUUGCAAGCCCCCAAAGAACUUGCUGCUCCACCCAUGAACUUUGACCCAUCCAUGUGGAACCAGUACACCACAACCUAUAGCGGGGGUCUGACCAUGAAGGCCAAUGAGAUCUCAGUCAUCCAGGGAGGAGGCAUCCCCCUCCCCGGGAGCCCUGCUGGCAGCGCCCCGCUGAUUGGAUCCACUGGAGGCCUCAUGAAGAUGGACGGGUCUCACUCUGGCUUGCCUGCCUCCAUGGCUGAGAUAGAGAAGAACAGCUCUGACAGUGUACCAAAAUCCCAGUUUCCACAUUUCAUGGAGGAGGGGAAAAUUGCGGUCAAUUAAUCGCUUGAACUUUCAGCCUGAAUCUCUUCUUGCAACUGAGGUACAAUCGUGGAAUGCAGAAAAGGUCUUUUCCCAGUAAUCUGUUCACAUCACUCAUUAGAUUGAUUCUAUAGCAUUGCUUUUUAGUUGAUUUAAUGUAACUACUGUAGUUGUAUUUUAUGUGAAUUAUAUACGGGUAUUUUUUUUUUGCUGUUUAUUCAAACGUUUGAAUGUACAACAUUACUUGAAACUCUGCUUUAACUCCAACUGUCUCCUUUAAAAAAAAAAAAAAAAAAAAAAAAAAAAAACUUGGUGGAACCCUUGAAGUAGAAAUCCUUCAAGGGUUUGACAUUUAAGGUUUAAUGUAAAAAAAAAAAAAAAAGAAGCAGUCACACUAUAACGAUUAAAGGCUUUGUUGCUAAGUAAAAUAAAACUUGGUAAAAACAUAUUUGACUCUUAAAAAAAACUAUUUUGGAACACAACACCAGCUUAAAAUUGUCACCCAUUUUGGAAAUCAUUUUCUAUCUGCAAAGAUAAAAUGAUUGAUAGCACAGAAGAAUGUUUAUCAAUCAAAUGAUUCCUUUGAAGCCAGGAUGGACCCAAUCUGGCAAAACACUUUUAAGCUUCUAGUGUAACCGACUUAUUAUCCACCCAUUAAAACUGACGUGAUUUCGGGACUAAUAUUUCAAAAUGAAAACUGCAGUCUUUCCAUGAGAAAUGUCAAGAAACAAAGUAGUUGGACAUUUUCGCUUUUAGCGCUUUGGCAGUUAACCAUCUCGACUACUUACAAAUGACUACUUUCCUUCUUAUUGUGUGCCAUCCAUUUCUGACAUUGUAUGUUUUUGUAAUGUAGUUUUUCAAAUCGAAGUGACAUUUGGACAGGUUAGUUUUGAAUUUGAAUGAUGACUCAUGGUUCUACUUGCCAAGUGCCUAACUUGAAUCGUGUGUGUUGCUGUUGUCUUUCAAUGCACCAGAGGGUUAAUUUAAAGGCUUUGGUAUCAAUGAUGAUUUGUACAUGUUGCAUUGCUUGUGUAUCAGAUUGACCUCCAGAACUCUCUCUGCUGCCUUUGUGUUUUCUUGUAAGGCGGUCAUAUUUAGUUGGCUGAGAUCCAAAUGCAGAAUAUUGUCCAGCCUGCACUUUAUUUGAGGUUUAUACGGUCACAGUUAUUGUUGCAUCUCAGUCCCACUGCGUAAUGCUGUCUUAGCAGGACAAAGGGCAAAAUUACAAUUUUGUCUCAAGAGGUUUGCCAGUGCUCCGAUUGAAUGGUCUUCAAAUUGUAGCAUUUUAAUUUAUUUAUAAUACACAAGGCUUGAGUUUCGGGGGUGAGUUCUACCUCAUUUAGAUUUUAGUUCGCCACACCGCCCUUUCCUCAAUGUUAACUGUACAUUUCUCCCCCAAUACAUUCUUGAGUGCAUAUAUUUUAUUUUCUACUCUAAAUCUGCUGUGUUGAACUCCAAUGAAUGUAUCACAGGACACUUUACACAAGUCAGAAUGCCCCUGCUGUACAUUCCUUAGUAAUUAUGCAUUUGCCAAGUUGUGCCUUUUUGUGUUCGCGAGCCUUGUCAAAAACUGCUUUUCGAAGAUGUCUCUACAAUUCAAUGUUGAGCCAGUGUGGCCUGUUUACAAGUGGACAUUGAUUUGAUGUUUUUUUUUUCACCAAAUAUUUCCUUCAACUAUGUUUGCUGGUUUUGAAAAAUAAA
Syngnathus typhle (broad-nosed pipefish) is the source of this 4976-nucleotide messenger RNA. It is a transcript of the gene sall4, whose product is annotated as spalt-like transcription factor 4. The coding region runs from base 66 to 3296 and encodes 1076 amino acids. The record is from RefSeq and is a predicted model, not a curated record. Gene Ontology annotation, molecular function: RNA polymerase II cis-regulatory region sequence-specific DNA binding; DNA-binding transcription factor activity, RNA polymerase II-specific. Gene Ontology annotation, biological process: regulation of transcription by RNA polymerase II. The transcript has 4 exons. Lineage: Eukaryota; Metazoa; Chordata; Actinopteri; Syngnathiformes; Syngnathidae. Gene Ontology annotation, cellular component: nucleus.